AUCAGUCUGCGACAAGGGCACGGUUGCUCUGUUCAGGAAGUGGUUCCGCUGUUGCCGCGGCAAUGAGCUGCACCCGGGCGGCGGCGGCUUGCUGUCUGUGGCAGCUGCGCACGGGCGCCCCGAGGUCCCUCUCAGCUUAUGGAAGAAGCAGCAGUGUCAGAUUUUGCAGUUCGGGAGUGACCUUAGACAGUAUCAGUCGGGCAGCUGUGGAUCGAAUAAUCCGGGUGGAUCAUGCAGGUGAAUAUGGAGCGAACCGCAUCUACGCAGGGCAGAUGGCCAUCCUGGGUCGGACGAGCGUCGGGCCGGUCAUUCAGAAAAUGUGGGAUCAAGAAAAGGACCAUUUGAAAAAGUUCAAUGAGUUGAUGGUUGCAUUCAGGGUGCGGCCAACCAUUCUGAUGCCCUUUUGGAAUGUGCUGGGCUUUGCACUGGGUGCGGGAACUGCCCUGCUUGGGAAGGAGGGCGCAAUGGCCUGCACAGUUGCUGUGGAAGAGUCCAUAGCACACCACUACAACAACCAGAUCAGGAUGCUGAUGGAGAAGGAGCCUGAAAAGUAUGAAGAGCUUCUUCAGGUGAUAAGGAAAUUUCGGGAUGAAGAGCUUGAGCACCAUGACAUAGGCCUCGAACACGACGCAGAACUGGCUCCAGCGUACGCUGUUCUGAAGAGCGUUAUCCAGGCUGGAUGCAGCGUGGCAAUAUAUUUAUCAGAAAGACUGUAAACCUUCAAGCCAGCAGAGCAUGUGGAAGCCUUGAUCUUCUGAGGUGCUGGUGCUGUUUCUUGCCUUCCUGUAUCAAAGCUCAUUUUGUAAGUAUUGCAGUCAGGAGUCUUAGUCCUGUGAAGGGACUUUGUUCAACCCUUAUUAAAAGCCCAGAUUUGCUGCUGUGUGCUUGGCAUCCCCUUCAGAAUUGAUGUCUGAUGUUUUAUGCUUCUGAAAUCUUCUAGAACAAGGCCAGAGAGAUUUUCUGAAUCCCUCUUUGAUUGUUUUUAAUUCCAUUACAGCUUGUCCUCGUGUAUUAACAAGGUAAUCUUGUCUUUCUCUUACUUUACUGCUCUGAUCUUUCAGAGGAAAUGUGAUUUUAAAAUGGGACACCAUCCAAAGAUCAUGCCAGGAUGACAAAGGAUAUUAUUCAUGCAAGCAGUGCAGUUCCAAAGAUGUGAUCUGAGCUAUAGUUCUUUGCAUGUUUUUGAUUCCCUUUCUACUCAGAAGUGGUCCACAGGGCUUCCCUGGUGGCUCAGUGGUUAAGAAUCCACCUGCCGGGCUUCCCUGGUGGCACAGUGGUUGGGAGUCCGCCUGCCGAUGUAGGGGAC
Molecule: messenger RNA, 1306 nt
Organism: Globicephala melas (long-finned pilot whale)
Lineage: Eukaryota; Metazoa; Chordata; Mammalia; Artiodactyla; Delphinidae
Gene: COQ7
Product: coenzyme Q7, hydroxylase
Biological process (GO): regulation of gene expression; determination of adult lifespan; regulation of reactive oxygen species metabolic process
Cellular component (GO): mitochondrial inner membrane; nucleus
Molecular function (GO): 3-demethoxyubiquinol 3-hydroxylase activity
Source: RefSeq, a predicted model, not a curated record